AUGUCUAAAACAGAGUACAACGAGCCGACGACCGUCGACGUCAAGUCCGAGUCUAUCCAGUAUGCGGACGAGCCCGUACAGCUGGAGUGGACGGAAGCGGAGGAACAGGUCAUCAGGCGCAAGCUCGACUGGCACACUGUCCCACUAGUGACAACCUUGUAUCUUCUCUGCUUCUUGGAUCGAGCGAACAUUGGAAAUGCCAGGAUCCAGGGCAUGGCCAAGGAUAUCAACCUUGAAGGGUACCGAUUCAACUGGGCGCUGUCUAUAUUUUACAUCAUCUACCUCCUCGUCGAAGUGCCGAGCAACAUCGUUCUCAAGCGCGUUGGACCACGAUUCUACCUGCCAUUUCUCGUCGUUGGCUUCGGACUUGUCUCACUUUGUACGGCUUUCGUUCGCUCAUAUGAAGGACUCAUUGUGGCCCGCGCCUUUCUAGGAAUCUUCGAAGGCGGCGCCAUGCCGGGUUUUUCAUUCUUCCUGAGCAGCUUUUACAAGAGAGAGGAGCUUUUGUUGCGCCUGGGAAUCUUCAUUUCAGCAGCAUCAUUAGCCGGCGCGUUUGGCGGUCUGCUCGCCACUGGUCUCUCUCGCAUUCCAGAGUGGGGGUUCGACAGCGCACCUAUCCAUACAUGGAGAAAUAUCUUCUUCUUCGAGGGAUUCGUCACAAUCCUCUUCGGAGGGUUUGCGCCUCUCUGGAUGCCGACGAAUCCUGCAACGGCUUACUUCCUCGACGAACGACAACGAGCGAUUGCGGUAGAACGUCUGCAGCGCCAGCACAAGGCCGAUGCUGACCAGAAAGUCACUCUUUCCGACAUGAAGCGAGCCGUGUUCUGCAUCCACAACUACACGUGCGCAUUCGGUUUCUUCCUAAUCAACAUCACCGUUCAGGGAAUUUCGGUAUUUAUGCCGACUAUUCUUGCCGACUUGGGCUGGACAGCAACUAGAGCGCAGUUGUACUCAGUACCACCUUACGUUGUGGCUGCUAUCACUGCCAUCAUCAUCGCGUGGUUCAGCGAUCGAACACGUCAACGCGGCAUCUACCUCGCUGUGUUUUCGAUGAUUGCCGUGAUCGGAUUCGCGAUUUUGCGAUUCGCGACCGAUGCUAACAUUAGAUAUAUGGGUGUCUUCUUCGUCACAGCAGGUGCUUUCCCAGGUGGCCCAGGGUUUUUGAGUUGGGCGAUGAACAACUCGGCAGGCCCUUCGGUUCGCGCAGUAACGAGUGCCUACGUUGUUUCCAUUGGUACUAUGGGUGGAAUCGUUGCGACGUGGACCUAUACGUUCAAAGACGCUCCGAAAUAUUACACUGGACACACCAUCAAUCUUGUGGGACAGAGUCUAACCGUUCUACUCGCGAUAUUCGGCAUAUUUUAUUGCUUGUAUGAGAACAAAACAAGAGCCGCUGGAAAAAGGGAUCACCGCCUGGAUGGCAGGACAGAAGCUGAACAGAGCCAACUGGGUUACAGGCAUCCGUCAUUCCGCUACAUGUCAUAAGGCAACAAGCCUAGUACUUUAGCACGCCUGAGGGUUUAAUCAAAACUUGAGUGGUACUACAAAACUGCACAUGUGCAUAGCUAGC
Colletotrichum phormii is the source of this 1570-nucleotide messenger RNA. Its product is annotated as major facilitator superfamily transporter. NCBI's taxonomy places the organism in Eukaryota, Fungi, Ascomycota, Sordariomycetes, Glomerellales, Glomerellaceae. Gene Ontology annotation, biological process: transmembrane transport. Gene Ontology annotation, molecular function: transmembrane transporter activity. Bases 1 to 1485 code for a protein of 494 amino acids. Gene Ontology annotation, cellular component: membrane. The transcript is spliced from 6 exons. The record is from RefSeq and is a predicted model, not a curated record.